This is a messenger RNA of Rotaria sp. Silwood1, 276 nucleotides long. The record is from the annotation of a GenBank genome assembly. Lineage: Eukaryota; Metazoa; Rotifera; Eurotatoria; Philodinida; Philodinidae.
AUGAAAGAAAUUGUUGCAGCAACUGAACGAAACGAUCGUUUUCAGUCAGAUUCAUAUGGUAAACGCCUUAUUCAAUUAACUACAGCAGCAAAAAGUAAUUUGAAUAUUGAUUUAUACAAUCUUGAUGUCGAGAUACAACAUCAAUUUGGACUUCAUUCUGUUGAAGUCACUGGCGAUGGUGUAUGUGCCUUUCAAACUAUUCUCAUAUCGGGUAUGUUGAUUUCAAAUAUUCCAAGUUCAUCAAUAAUAAUCAACGAAUAUAUUCUGGAAAUUUAG